Molecule: messenger RNA, 1866 nt
Organism: Hypomesus transpacificus
Lineage: Eukaryota; Metazoa; Chordata; Actinopteri; Osmeriformes; Osmeridae
Gene: cfap96
Product: chromosome 1 C4orf47 homolog
Exons: 8
Coding region: 529-1470 (313 amino acids)
Cellular component (GO): centrosome
Source: RefSeq, a predicted model, not a curated record
GGUAGAGGGCAGUUUUGUAAAUUGAUAUCGAUAACUUCGUAAAUUACCCAAACUGUCCUAGGCGUGAUUAUCUGUUUGCUGUUGCUGGUAUGAACAAGCCUAUUUAAUUAGAACCAAAAACACAUUUCAAUAAUUUAUUAUUGAAAUAAAUUAUUGACUGGCAGAUAUAGGCAUAACAAUCCCGAAUAGACGAACAAACAUUUGAAUUAAAAAUUCAGGCCUUGAUUGAAAUGUUCUUUUCAAGCCAUGUGGAUGGGCAAAAAUGUCUUAAAUAGACAUUCUGUAACUGCGCAGUGAGUGGAGGAGGUUGGGAACCUGACAGAUUAAGCAACAACCCCCCUCCUCUUGGUGUAGCAGCGUGCGGGCUCCAAGGUAACACACCGUGUACACAGACACAGGAGCCGAUUAAAUAUUUCACUGACCGAAAUCACUGGCCAGAGCGAUGCUGGAUGACAUCCGUGAGGUGAGCUGUGAUAGCCGGUAGGCUGACUUGACUACCAGUGCGCGCUGAACCUGACCAAAGUGAAGAUGCCAGCCGGUGAGGGGAAGUCGGACAUGGACCGGGUCGGUCUCUUCAAGGAGAUGGGCUACAUUUCCAUCGGAGACAAGUACACCCCGUUCACAUACCGUCCUUUUAAUGAGUCCGCCCAGAAAAACAAGCAGAUGAUGACAGGAGGUCCUAAGAGCCGGUCCAGUCUGCAGGCAGGCUAUUUCGAUUCUCAUUUCAAGAGGAUUUUUGAGCGGGAGGCCCUGUCGGACCCAGCGAAGCUGGCCCGGCAGUACCGCAACCAACAAGCCAAGAGGAACAUCGGCAAGGCCUUCCUCCCUAGCAACGGGGAGAAGAAGCCGUCAGGGUCAGGCAGCUAUUAUGGGACUCUGGCUGGUCCUGUCCAGGCCAUGAGCGCUCAGAGGCUACCCAAGAAGCAGCACCCAUCUCCUGGCAGGAACAUUCUCACCAGCCCGCCCAAGAUGGGCAGUGGCUACAGCUACCCUAACGUCACGCUGUCUAAGUUGGAGCCAUUCUCGUCCGACCCGUUUGACCGUGCCAAGGACGUCCUCAAGAUGGAACUAGUCAACCACAGAUCCAGACUGAAGGGAGGCCCAUUCAAACUCAACCUCCAUCCCAAAGACUAUUUCUAUGGCAACCCAUUUCGUCUUGACAGGCCCCUGCCCCCGCCUAAGAGGUCAGAGGCGAGGGAACAUUUCCCAGUUCCCUUCAAACCCUCCUCCCCUAACAAGCAGAUUGGUGGGAUGAAAGCAGGUACGUUUGACACCUACCCCACCCACUCUGCCGACCCCUAUGUCACACGCCGCUCCAAGUCUGUCUCAACGAAUAAGGAGGGCAAGAUCUUCCACCCCACACCGGGACCCAAGAGCACCCCUGUCAAGAGCAUCAUCAGCCUCAACGUUAACAAGGCGGUGCACUCAGCCAACUACACAUCAGCCAUUCCCUCUGUUAUGGCCUUCUAAUUGUACAAGCUCCAACGGUGACACCUGGAUGUUGUAGUUCUAACUAGGAGGUCUAGACUACAUUUCACGAGGACUGUGUUGCCUCCAUCUUCCAGCAAAUAAUUGUACGUUUUUGUUUGCCCACACGCCAUUCAUACAUCAUUGCUAAGAAGCUCAUUCCACGUGAAGUAUGGUCUUUACUGUACUAUGUACUGUUCAUUAUGGACUGUCUUUAGAAAAACCAGAAACGUUUUCUUUGGGACAUAAGGGCAGUCCAGUACAAAAACUACAUAUCAGGCAGUUUAUUGGACAUAAACAGACAGUGAAAUGGACCGACCAACAGAUGAUGCACAAUCAAUGACGAUGGCUUAUACAAUUUGUACAACGGGUUAUUAUCAUUAAAGAAAUACAAAACAC